This is a messenger RNA of Bemisia tabaci, 3402 nucleotides long. RefSeq names its product protein O-linked-mannose beta-1,4-N-acetylglucosaminyltransferase 2-like. Lineage: Eukaryota; Metazoa; Arthropoda; Insecta; Hemiptera; Aleyrodidae. The record is from RefSeq and is a predicted model, not a curated record. Gene Ontology annotation, molecular function: glycosyltransferase activity.
AGUUCGGUAAACAAAUAUUGUAAACAAUCGUUAUCACUUAUCACUCACUGCGUUAUCACAGUAUUAGAUCUGCUUACCUGCAAGAGUUGUGCGUGUGCAUUCCAACAACACUUGAAACCAGUUUUCCAAAUUUUAAUAAUACCCUCGAUUUCCUGCGAAGGAAGUUCAAUCUUCAAAGUGUGAAGGAGUUGACAGAUUCCCGUCAACCCACUCAAGAACAAUUUAUGUGAAAAAGAAUUCUAGUGCCAUCCGGCUGACUGACAUUUUUGUUACAUUGCAGUAUUUAUUAUAAGAGAAAACCAAUGAGCCAUUUAUUUUAUUCGUAACCAAGCAGAUCAAAAGAUAGCUCUGUGACCCUCAAGAGCAUUCAACCAUCCCUCUACAUUUUUGUGUGAUAACUUUGCAGCACAGGCAAGAAUAGACAUCUCCUCAGAUCUCUCAAGAACUCAAGGACGUGUUUCAGUGCACGGGAUUUUAAAUCAGCUUGAAUCUCUUUCCUGAUUUCAGUAACCUUAGAAAUUCUCUAAUAUCCUUCAUGAAACCAUUAAGGGAAAUACAUAAUAAAAUAAAUUUAUAUUCUUUCACUUUUCGAUUAAUUAAGAGGCAUAUUACAGGGAUUACAUGAAUAUCUCUUUUUUGACACCAGAAAUCGCAAUUCACAAACUUUAACUUACAUACCUGAUCUUCUAUCCAGAGAAAAAAACUAAUUUUUUUUCAGACCAAGCGAUAUAUUUUUAGUCUUUCAUCUACUAUUCCCGUUAUGCCAUUCUAGGAAAUGUCAUUCUUCAAAUGUAUUAUUCAAGGAUUUUUUUCUAUAACAGGACAAUUUUUCCUCCUAUCAAUUUUAAGUGGUGCACUUGAAAUUUUAACGAUUUUUAAUCAUGACCAAGAAAGUCAUUACCCCUUGAAAGAGGUUCAUUUUCAAAAUUCCUCUGUAGCAUGUAGCAAUGAUCUGCAGUCAAACAAACUCUGCUUUUUUAAAGAUGUUUAUUUCAUCAAAAAUAAUCAAACCUCAGGAUCUUUUGUAUUCAUGUUGGAUAAAUACUCAAUGAUUUCUGGGCUGGGUAAUCGAAACGAUCUAAAAAUCAUAAAUUUAUCGGCAAUAAAGAAUCAUCCCAAAAUGUUUAUGGAUAUUAUAAUGGUUGAUGGUGCAGAGACUGCUAACAGAAUUUUUUCUCAUUUGAUAGCGGCAGAAAACACACAAAUUAUCAAAAAGGACAACCUAGAAUCUCGUGGUGGUCACUUUACAUCGACACCACCAAAAGAUAUUAAUGAACUUCUUGAAGUACACAUAUCGGUCUUUCAUCAACCAAUUUUUGUCAUUAGCCGCUUUAAGUGCGAUAAUCUUAUGCACGUUUUUCAUGAUGAUCUAUUGCCUCUUUUUGUCACCUACCAUCACUUAUGUGACGGAGAUAUUGACCGGUGUAUUGCACACUAUCGAUUAUUUCUACACGAUAAGUGCACCUCUCAUAAAUUUUUUGAUUUGUACAAAAUCUUUAGUUUGCGUGAGCCUCUAAUUUUAUCUGACAUUACUGCAUCCAAGUCAACCCACUUUUCUCAAUUGAAAAAAAUUUUACUUUUUAGAACCUUGAGAGUAGGGAUGGAUACUUCAACGGUCUGGUUCAACUAUGGUUUUACUGAUCAACAAGGACCCAUGAAAGAUGUUAAAAUUGACUCUGUAAUCCUAGAGAAAUUUUGCAAUUUCAUCAUUCAAAAAUUAAAAAUCAAAGUCGAUUUUAUUCCAAAAAACCAGAUAAAUAUUGUAAUUUUAAACAGAAAAAUCAAUAGGAAAAUUAUUAACAUUUUAGAACUGAAAGAAAGAAUUGAGACUAAAUCUUCUGAAAUUUUUCAGAGAAAAAUUGGUGUUGUUGAAACUGAUCUGUUCAAUAACACAGUGCAAAAUUUAAUCACACAAAUUCUGGAAGCUGAUAUAAUCAUUGGUAUGCACAGCUCAACGAUGAUUUUGACAAUUUUCAAUAUUUUGAAGAGGAGAACUUUAAUUUUUGAACUUUUUCCUUUUGGAAUUCAGCCUGAGUAUGUAUCUUUCCUAUAUCCUCUCAGGGCAAUUUUCAACCCACAAAUCAUCCUCAAAUUUUGGAAAAAUCAGAAUGAAGAAAAUUCUGUCACACACCCAAACAAUGAUAAAUUAUUUGGUGGGUUACAGCAUCUACCUCUGUCUGAACAGAAGAAUAUUAUUGCAACCCAAUUAAUUCCUUCGGUAAAAUGUUGUCAUGAUCCAGCUUAUCUAUUCCGCAUGUAUCAAGAUACUAGAGUGGGAGAAGAGUUUAUGAGGUUCUAUCUCUCAGGGAUUCAGGAAUUCAAUGAUUAUGCGGAAGAAAAAAGUAAGGAGAAAAAAUGGUUUUUUCCAACCCCAGUUUCUAAUGUGCAAUGUCUCUUUAAAAGUUCAGAGGUUCUCAUAGAAUGGGAACCCCCCCAAAAUACUGUUUUUUACACUGUAAAGUACGAAAUAACAAUAUCAAUGCAAGGAAGUAAUCUGCUUGCUUUUAUUGUGGAUGAAAAUAAAUUGAUUCUUGGUUCAAAAUAUUUUGAAAGUUCAAAAAGACCACUCAAACUCUCUAUUUGGAUUAAAGGUGUAGUUUUAGAAUAUAGUGAAGUAGACAGUUCAGAUACAUAUACAGUCUGUACUGAGGAAGAUUGAAUGAAUGAUAUUAAAAAAUUAUAGCAAAAUUCUCAAAUUCAGUUACACCUUUAAGCUUAAGUCCAAGUAUCCUUCAUUUCUGAUUAUUUUCUGUCUUAAAUUUGAAUUCUACAAGUUGUGUCUGUGGCGGUUUGUUAAGUGCUUUCUGAUUUGUUAACUGAAUUAAUGAUUUUUGCCAUUCUCUCAUGUGGUUUUCACUCUCUGUAAAUAAUUUAUCUUAAAAUGUGUUGGAUGCUACACGUUUCAAAUCAGCAUUAAAUACUUGAGGAAAUUAUGAUUAGUUGAAGUAUAAUAAAUGCCAAACUUGUCAAUAUAGUACAAGCAGAACAGCAAGCAUUAGAAUACCUGCAAAAGCUUGCAGAAGUGGUCAACCCCCCCCCCCUCAGUUCAAAAGUAUUAGGAAUAUUGUUAAACCUAAUGCAAUCUCCCCUUAAUACAAAAGUAUGUGCACUUAGGAAAAGUAUGUGGUUAUUUUUUCCGUCAAAUAAACAAGGUACAAUAUGAAUAAAAUGUGUUUACAGAAGGAAAAAUUUAUUAAUUUUCUCUACCUAAAAACUAAAAUGACUUGCUCAGUACUUGAAACAGAAAAUGUUGAGUUAAAAUUUAUAAGAAAUAUAAUGGGGGAAAAAAAUAACAAAUCAAUGAAAAUGGAACAAUAAUAGAAAAACAUUACAUGUACACUAUCUCACAAACCUUAUUUUCUAUAACUAAUAUUAAAUACAAAAUUACCAAAUCAUGGACAA